Messenger RNA from Drosophila santomea, 1759 nucleotides. RefSeq lists its product as uncharacterized. NCBI's taxonomy places the organism in Eukaryota, Metazoa, Arthropoda, Insecta, Diptera, Drosophilidae. The record is from RefSeq and is a predicted model, not a curated record. The transcript is spliced from 5 exons. Bases 524 to 1660 code for a protein of 378 amino acids.
GCAGAGCUCCUCGCAGACCCUCGAGACACACGGCGUAUGCGUAAUUACAGGCCAUCAACAGCUGGCCAGUUGCCCACAGAAGAGCCACAACCUAUCUACCUUCGGUGACCCAAUUCGCGGUUGGGCUCUAAAGUUCAAUCCUUGUUUAAGUGCCUCCAUUGUGUGUCAAUAAACUCGCGUGCCCGGUUUUCACUCACCAGUUCAACGGCGAAACUCUCCAGUUCCAGCUGGCCCAGUCCGGAGCCAUUCAGCUGCCAAGACGAUUGCCACCCACGUCCAAGCACAUCCACUGACGCCUUCUGGCGGCCGCUACUGCCGACGAUUUGUUUGCUUUGUGCCAACUUUGAUGACUCACCGGAGUGUCGCCGACUUGAACUGAGUCUGAGCCGGGUCUGCGGCAGCCAAACACUCUGAGCCAAGUUCAGUCGCGUCAUUAUCUCUGCCGAAUCCCACACACGAGCUCCGCAUCGAAUCGCAUCGAAUUCAACCGACUGCCAUCUCAUCAAACAGACUCCAUUUGGCGAUGGCGUCACAAGGUUCCUCAAGGCUGGCGCAAAUGCAGAUGCGUUUCCAGCAGCGCACACAGCAGGAGCAGGAGUUGCGCAGACGGGAGCUGAUGAGCAUGAAGUCGAGUGCCGAGAAUCUGGCCACUGGAGCGCCAAGUGCCGCCACCACCAGGUUGAUCGGGAAUGGGAAAGUGCGGCAGAUGUUCGACGAACGUCGUCGCGGAGCGGGCAUUGAUCGCAGUAAUCCCCUCAAGCCGAUCGGCACUCUGCCCUCGCCACCAGCCCCAUCGAAAUCUCGCCCAGAGCCACCGAUGCAGCGUCUUGUCAAGGGCGUGUCAGACAUGACCGUGCGGGAUGCACCCAAUGCAGGCAGGAGGAUUACCAGUGACAGCAAUAAUAACAAUAAGUUCGCCACUCCAAGGAGUACAGUGAACCGGAACCUGAAGCCCGUGGUCACGCGGAAGACACCGCCAGCUCAGGAGGUCACGCUGCCCCAACGUUCUCCACCUCCACAACGGAGUCCCAAGACUCAGACGACCAAUCGAUUAGCUGGAGGAACCGCUGUUGCGCCGCCAGCCACUCGUGUUUCACCGCCAGUUAUUCGACGGGCGGAGCCAAAAUUCCCUGUUAAAAAGGUCAACAUGGACACAACGUCGGCAAUCCCAGAGGGCACCGCUUUAUGCCGCUACUGCAGACGCCACUUCAACACGGAUCGUUUGGCGAAGCACGAGGCGGUGUGCCAGCGCAUGGUGAGCACCAAACGCAAGAUAUUCGACGCCUCCAAGCAACGGAUCGAGGGCACCGAAGCCGAGACGUUCAACAAAAAGUCUAAGGGCAAUCGCACACGUUCCACGUACAGUAGUGCUGCCCAGCAGAAGGGUCUGACCACAGGGGUGAAGAAGAACAACUGGCGCAAGAAGCAUGAGGACUUUAUUCAGUCGAUUAGAGCGGCCAAGCAGGUUCAGUUGCACUUGGCGCGCGGCGGUAAGUUGAGCGAUCUGCCACCGCCGCCGCCUUCGGAGAAUCCAGACUACGUCCAGUGUCCCCACUGCGGUCGCCGAUUCAACGAACAGGCCGCGGAGCGUCAUAUCCCCAAGUGCGUUAACAUGGUGCACAACAAGCCCCGGAACGGUCCCGCGACAAAGAGGCGUUGAUGGGUGAUUGGGAAUUAGGUAUUCGCUGAUCUCUGGCUGAUAACAGUGAUCAUGACCAUACUUUUACUUGUGAUAAAGAAGUUUGAUGAUUGAAACGAA